Molecule: messenger RNA, 857 nt
Organism: Polypterus senegalus (gray bichir)
Lineage: Eukaryota; Metazoa; Chordata; Cladistia; Polypteriformes; Polypteridae
Product: DDB1- and CUL4-associated factor 15-like
Exons: 6
Coding region: 60-842 (260 amino acids)
Biological process (GO): protein ubiquitination
Cellular component (GO): Cul4-RING E3 ubiquitin ligase complex
Source: RefSeq, a predicted model, not a curated record
GGGAGGAGACCAAUAGCGCGACGGGUGCAGGGCGAGCGGAGGCGCGGAACGGUGGAAAAAUGGCGCCCAGCUCGAAAUCCCAGCGAGAAGACAACAAGCAGAAACCGGUUAAAAAACCUCGGGAUAAUGUCGUGAAGCUGCUCAGCAGAGGCAAGAUUUCUGGCCAGCUUACACAUCGACUGUUUCGGAAGCUGCCACCACGAGUUUGUGUCUCUUUGAAAGCAAUUGUUGACGAAGAGUUCUUGCGUGCAGGACAUAUCUUUCUCGGCUUCACAAAGUGUGGUCGCUAUGUACUGUCCUACACAAGCUACUGCGGAGAAGAUGAUUUUUCUUUCUAUAUCUAUCAUCUGCAUUGGUGGGAAUUUAACAUCCACAGCAAACUUCGACAGGUGUGGCAGGUACGCUUGUUUACAGGAGAAGAAAUUUAUAGCGAUCUUUUUCUGACUGUUUGCGAAUGGCCCAGCGAUCGCUCCAAAAUCAUCAUCUUUGGAUUCAACACACGCAGCUCUAGCAGUAUGCUUAUGCAUCUGAUGAUGAGCGAUGAGAAUAACCGGGAUAUUUAUAUUUCUGUGGUGGCAAUGCCCCCUUUCCAUCCCUGUGCUGACUGCAAUGAGCUGGCAGCCAGUGCACGUCCAGGUAGCAGUGCCCAGUGUCUCCGGCAUGGGUUCAUGCUAAACACAAAGUAUCAGGUUGUCUAUCCUUUCCCAACCUUCCAGCCUGCUUUCCAGCUGAAGAAAGAUCAGGUUGUGCUUCUCAAUACCAGUUACUCACUUGUUGCCUGUGCUGUGUCUGUCCAUAAUGCAGGUAAGAGACAGGUGCUUCAUUUUUAUUUCUUUUUUUAAAUUUAUUUGCACAGU